AUGGCCAUAUGUUAUAUGCGCCAUCAUCUCAUAGAAGGUCUUAAGGAUCAGUACAUGACGAUUGAGAAUUCAUUGGAUCUUUGGAAUGCUUUAAAGCACAGAUAUGAUCACCAAAAGAUUGUGUUGCUUCCAAAGGCAAGGCACGACUGGAUGCACCUCAGAUUCAUGGAUUUUAAGUCCGUGGACGAGUAUAACUCAGCCUUGUUCAAAAUCGUCUCAAUACUAAGGCUGUGUGGUGAAGAAGUGUCUGAUGUUAUGAUGCUUGAAAAGACCUAUACGACUUUCAAUCAGUCGAAUUCUGUGUUGCAGCAGCAAUACAGAACAAAAGGUUUUGCCACAUAUACUGAUCUGAUCUCAUGUCUACUCUUGGCCGAGGCAAAUAAUGAGCUUCUCAUGAAGAACAGUGGAGCUAGACCGGCCGGGACAGCACCAUUACCCGAAGCCCAUGAUGUUGAAAAGAGAGAUCCCAAAGAAACCUACUACGCCCAAGACAACAGGAAACCAUACGGUCAUGGCCGUGGUGGGUACAGGGGGCGUAGGCGUGACAACCAUAACGGUCGAGAUAACUACUCAACCGGCCGAAGAGGAAACCACAAUAACUGUGGUCGUGGUUCCAAUUACGGUCGGGGCCGAGGGAGUUAUGGCUGUGGACGAGGUGGCAUAUCCAAACCAUCUCACACGACCAAGUCUUUAUGCCACAGAUGCGGGGUGGACAAUCAUUGGGCCAAGAAUUGCAGAACUCCAAAACACUUGUGCGAACUCUAUCAAGAGAGUAUCAAGAACAAGAACCCGGAGGCAAACAUGAUCCAAGAGAACGGUCAUGACGACAAAGGAUAUGGAUAUGAUGCUGAUGAUGAAUCCGACAGCAACAAAGAUGACCAAAUGGAUUUUGAGACAUCCGACUGUCUAAAGGACUAG
Brassica oleracea var. oleracea is the source of this 918-nucleotide messenger RNA. RefSeq lists its product as uncharacterized. The record is from RefSeq and is a predicted model, not a curated record. The coding region runs from base 1 to 918 and encodes 305 amino acids. Lineage: Eukaryota; Viridiplantae; Streptophyta; Magnoliopsida; Brassicales; Brassicaceae. The transcript has a single exon.